AAUGCAGCCUAUAAAGAACUCACACCGCACUAUUAAAUGGUGCGUACUUAAAAACUGUCAAAAGUAAGUGCAUGUCAACAUUGAUUUGUCAUUGUAAUUAUCACUAAGUCAUGUCGAAAACAGAACUGCAGGAGGAAGAACUUGAAGUCUUGAGAUCUAUUUACGAUGGUGAUACCAUGUUUAAAGAGAUUGGACCCACAACAUUUCAGUACAAAUAUGGUGAAGAUAACAGCUACAGGUCGCUGAUAGUCGAAAUUUCAUGGGUGGACAACUAUCCAGAUACUCCACCUAACAUCAACCUGGACACCUUCUACAACAAACACAUAAUUGACAGGGUAAAAUCAAAAAUAAGAAAUAGUCUACUUGAACAGACUGCUGAUCUAGAGGGUACAGCUAUGACAUACUCGCUGUUUGAGUGGGUUAAGGAACACUAUGAUGAUCUGAUUGCAGACCAACCAGAGAGUGCUUCUAUGGCCUCCUCAAAGAGCGAAGACAGCAUCUUAGAGGAGAUCCAAGACGAAAGUAGUAAAAAGAAAGAAAGGAAAGAGCAAUUGACAAAACACCAAAAGAGACGGCUGUAUGAGAAAAUGGGGAAUGCAACAGGGGAGAAACCUCGUGGCUGGAACUGGGUUGAUAUUGUUAAACACCUGUCACAGACUGGGGGCCAGGAAAGCUGAUAGAACUUGUAGGGAAUAGGGUGACAGAGGUGGAAAAGUCAGUCACUCAUUUACUAGGAAAUUAUAGUUGAGUUUUGAAAAAUCUGUGAUCUGUUGCUAAUUUUUUUCUCAGUCUAUGUGAUAUGCACAUACAUAUGUUGCUGAAUCACAUGAUAAGAAAAUAUUAUAAGCAAUGCUAUGUUUAGCUUUCACAUAAUAAUGUUUAUUUGUACACAUAGUGGGAUUAUACUCAUGGCCAUACAGUAAAAGUCUUCAAUAAGCAUAACAAUGCAACUCCCAAUGCUGGCACAAAAAAUGAAAAAAAAUGAUUUUUUUUUGUUGUUGAAAAUGCAGACUAAUGACUAAAGUUGCAUAUGAAAUAUGUAUCUAGCUGAUGUCUAGAAACCAGAAACCAAUCAAGAAAAUAAUAAAUAGAAAAAAUAAUUAAAGCCCAGGUUCAUCUGGUUUUACAACUGGUCAGAACAUUUUUUCUAAUGAUAUAUUGGGCUGCACAGGACAGGUCAUGUCUUUUGUAUCUCUGGUGAGUGACUUUGGGCUUUUCAGGACCUCUUGUUUAAAUCAUGGUCUGGAAAAAGCGUUUAUUUUAUUGGUGACUUGAUUCACAAUGCUGAACUUUUAUUCUUUUACAGUUAUUAUGAUUUUUGCAAAGUAUUUAACUUCAAUCCAAACUGCCUAUAUUUCGUAGGAAUUAUUAACGCUGUUAAAUUUCACAUGAAGUGCAGAAGUUCUCAUUACAAUUGCUUUUUUGAAGCAAAUAUAAAUACUUUGAUAUUUAUGAAAGUAAAAUGAACCAAACUAGACCCACACUUACAGCAGCAAUAUUGUACAUGUCUUUACAUUGCCUUGUACUAUAUGAAAUACCGGUAAACGUUGUUAAUGAUUUGAGGCAAAGUAAAGAAUGGGAACUAUUGUCAGGACUUUUUUAGUAGCUGUGAAGAGACGUAUGAAGUCAUGUUUUGUCAAUUAUUUCUUUAGCAAAUCUUGUUUAUAUUGUAAUGUUAAAGAUAUUGAUGGUAAAAUUUAAUUGUAAGAUGUGUUGUAAUAUAUGCAUGUUUUUCUUGUUAACUAUUCAUGAUGAAAAUGAACUGUAUGGAACGUGGGAAAAAAGAAACCAGAAAACAAAUUAAUGCAUUAUCAUUCUGUGCAAUUUGUAAAUAUGUAUAAAUAUGUUGACAUAUUUUAUAAAUGAACUGUAAAUAACUUAA
Dreissena polymorpha is the source of this 1882-nucleotide messenger RNA. Its product is annotated as RWD domain-containing protein 4-like. The record is from RefSeq and is a predicted model, not a curated record. Bases 111 to 677 code for a protein of 188 amino acids. Lineage: Eukaryota; Metazoa; Mollusca; Bivalvia; Myida; Dreissenidae. Gene Ontology annotation, molecular function: protein binding. The transcript is spliced from 6 exons.